Klebsormidium nitens is the source of this 1482-nucleotide messenger RNA. Lineage: Eukaryota; Viridiplantae; Streptophyta; Klebsormidiophyceae; Klebsormidiales; Klebsormidiaceae. The record is from the annotation of a GenBank genome assembly.
GUGCUCUUGAGUGACGGCAGCCUGCACAGUGCAGUCGGGCCUGGGCGAGACCAGAUUUUCCAUUCUGCAGGAGGAAGCCGCCAGCGCGUGCUUUCAAGGAGGCUUGAUCAGCUUUAGAAGAAGUCCUCUUACGAUCUCAGCAGGACGUUGCGUCACGUGACAACCCACCGCCUAGCUCGCUAGCCAGGCCCCGUAGAUCCUUGCUUGACAUUACUCCCUUGCUUGCAUCGAUCCACUUCACCACUUCACGUAAUGUAGAAAAGUGACGUGUGGCGCUCUUGCAAAAUAAAGUAAACGCAAACGUCGUGAUUGCAUCAGCUUUUCAACCAGACUGCAUUUCUUGGAUAAGGAUAAGGCUAGUGACUUGAUGGAGGUUCUGCGGAGCCGCGCCCUUAUCCCUGUCCAAGAUGAAAAGGAGAAUGCUGUCCUUGGCAAAGGCAACUUCAAAGAGGGCGCCGGCUUCCCUUCUGCCUCCAAGCCUGGCAUGCAGUCCCGCAAGGCUGGAUCCACCAAGCAAGUAACCCUGCUGGUCCCUGAAAACCCUGGGCUGUCAGCCAAGACUCCCGGCCCUUCUGCAAAGACCCCUGGUCGGAGGGCCCUAGGAGAUAUCACUAACGCAGGGCAAGGCAGCAAGGCAGCCAAGACCCCAAAGCUCAAGGCAGACGGCCUCAAGGCAGUGCAGACGCCGGCAAGGAGGGCCCUUGCAAACAUCACCAAUCAGGCCCAAGUGCAGUUGCAGAGAAAGGCUGAGCAGGGGCUUAGGGAAACAGUAGCAGAGAAGGCGGUUGAGGUUGAGGGGCUGGUUAGCACUGCUAGAGAGGCUGCGAGCGACAGGGAAAGGAGAGCCGUCAGGCGGACGGCGAAUGGGAGGAGGAUAGUGGCGGGGGUGAAGCUCCGGUUGAGCGCCCAGGAGAAGGCGGAGAUUAGGGAGAGGGCGACAAUGCUGGCGGAGACGGGGAUCGAGCACGUGCAUGUGACGGGGCAGCAGGUGGAGGAGCUGCGCGCCAGGCAGGAGGAGAAGGACGUGACAGGGAGCAUGCGACGGCUGCUGGGCUUGGACAAUGAUGACCGUCCUUUUGUCUUUGAAACAACCUCUGCAUCUGACCUGGCCCCUGCUGACGAUGAGAGCCGGCUCGAGCCUAUCGAUGUGUCACAGCCGUCCUCCCCCGACUUCAAAGCAACAGCUCGCUCCUCGGCGCUCAGCACUUUCGACGACAACGACAUUCUGCGGGCGUCUCUUGACGUCCUUCCCUCGCUGUCUGACCGGGAGCUGGACUUCGACUGGCAAGACGAAGACAUGGAGGUCGAAUCGGACGCGGACUGAGUCGCCUCUAUUCCGCAACCCGGCCUCCUAAAUCGAGUCCGCAUACUCGUAAAUUGUCCACAAUCUUUCAAGUUUACUGUUUUACUAAAAGGAUCAGGCGGGUUCGGUGGAUGUUGAUAGUGACUUUUUUAAAAAAGGCGAUACCUGCUACUGAGGAG